CAAGCUAGGGUUCUUCUCCUCCAAGCUUCAUCUACUAAACAUGAGUCGCCAUCCCGAAGUGAAGUGGGCUGAGACCACUGACAAGAUCUUCCUCACUGUAGUAUUAGCUGAUUCUAAAGAGACUAAAGUUAAUCUAGACCCUGAAGGAGUCUUUGAUUUCUAUGCAAAAGCUGGUCCUGAAAACCAUGUUUAUGAACUUAAACUCGAGCUUCACGAUAAAGUCAAUGUAGAGGAAAGCAAGAUUAACAUUGGAGUAAGAAAUAUCUUCUGUAUAAUAGAGAAAGCAGAGCCUGAAAGGUGGAAUAAGCUGAUUGAUUGGGACAAGUGGGUAGAUGAGGACGACGAAGGCAACGCUGGUGCUGGAGAUAUGGAUAUGGGAGGAAUGGGUGGAAUGGAUUUCUCGAACUUUGGCGGAAUGGGUGGCAUGGAAGGACUCGGCGGCAUGGGUGGAAUGGGAGGUAUGGCCGGACUUGAAGGACUUGGCGGCAUGGGAGGUAUGGGUGGAAUGGAAGAGUUUGAAGACAGUGAUGGUGACGAAUUUGCAAAACCAGGAGACAAGAAAGAUGAAACCGUCAAGGAAGAAGCAAAACCAGUAGAUGUUGUUAAGGAAGACAAGUGAAGAAGACACGACAGUGUUCCUUCCAGAGAUGAACUUAGUAUUAUGUUUUGCUUUCAAGCUCAUUAGCUGUUUAAGGUUUUUAAGGUUUACUUCCUCUUUUCAAAAAUAUUUUUACUCUAUUGCUUUUAGGGAUUUGUUUACUUCACAGUUUGCAUUUUUGGCAUUGUCAAAUGCACUGACAUUUGAGUUUGGGAGGUAGCAUUCUUCUUAUGUGAAUUGUCGAGACAGCAAAAUUUAUAGAAGCUAAUACAG
Eruca vesicaria subsp. sativa (arugula) is the source of this 871-nucleotide messenger RNA. The record is from the annotation of a GenBank genome assembly. NCBI's taxonomy places the organism in Eukaryota, Viridiplantae, Streptophyta, Magnoliopsida, Brassicales, Brassicaceae.